AUGGCAAUGGAAAAUACCCCUUUACGUAUAAAAAUUAAACCUUAUCGUUCAAGUUAUACGUAUAAAUCUAUUGGAACUCCUCCAUUAUCAUCUUUACCUACCCCAAUAUCUACUUUCUUUCGAGAACAUAGAAAAAAUCAUAUUUUGCUUCUUUUUUUUAUUACAUUUUAUAUAAUUUUAAUAAUACUCGGAAUCGGUAUCUGGACUGUACUUUACGAUCAAAAUGUCAAUGACAUUAUUUCAGAUUCUAAAUGUGACCUUCCAGAAUUACCUAACUUAUUUAGAGACAAUUCUAUACGUGUUGAUAUUGAAAGAGGUCCCGGAAUAGGUCACGUGGUUUACUCAGAGAGAACAAACACUCAGUAUAUUAAUGUAACCGGAUGUCCCAAUCAAUCGACUUUCCUAUAUCAUUAUAAAUCGAUGGAUCUUUCUUGGGCAGUUUGGGAUCAAGAGAAGGAUGGUUUAUUUAUUUUAAAUGAGACUUAUGUGUUGCUACAAUGUAUGGAUAAGUCUAACGCCAGUAUGAUAAGAAAAGAAAUAAAAAAAGCUGAUGCAGAAUUCAAUGAGAAACUUAAACAAAAUUCAAAACAUUCAUCCCCUCUCGUCGAUGAUGUGAUAAUGAUUCUAUUAGAAGCAGAAUCUAGAGAAAAAUUCAAACAAGAAUUUCCACGUUUAAUGAAUUUUUUUAGAAACAUAGAAAGUCAUACAAAUGGUUCCCAUAAAUGGUUUUCUAUGGAGAGAUAUAAUGUAUUAGGUCGUAAUUCUGCUCCAAAUAAACCUUAUAUUUAUUCUGGACAAAGUUAUUGGAAUUUAGAAGCUAGGCAAAGUGGAAAUUGGAUUUGGGAUAUAUUUGAAGAACAAGGAUUUAUUACUGCUCAUUCUGAUGGUUCUUGUGGUGGUUUCUUGGGUCCUUCAGAUUGGAGUACUAGUGAUAUAAGUUAUUGGUACAUUCAAGAAAAAUCUCGAACCGGAAAUAAACGAUUAUUACCAGGAAUUCAUCAUUUCCCCGUAGAUUCUAUAUGUGAUAAUUAUAUUCUUUCAAAGAAAGGACAAGUUGAAAAUUCAAAAUUCGAAAACUCUUGUGUAUUCAAGAAUAGAUUCAGUAAAUCGGUUCUUAUGCAAGGCUUUGUGUUUGGAUGGAGUCCCUACUGCAUAGGACAAAAGACAUUGGCGCAACAUUCGUUAGAUUGGAUUGAAGAUUUUCUCAGUGAAUAUUCUGGUGAAAGACGAUUUGUUACAUCGACUUUUUUUGACACAAAUAUAGAAGGGAUAAUUAAUUCUGGAUUAGAAAAUGAUUUGUUGAACUUAAUAGAAAAGAUGAUUGCUAAAGAAAAGCCUUUAUUGUCUAAAAAUAGUGCGAUCAUAAUUUAUAGUGAUCAUGGCCUACACUAUGGUAAUGAAUAUAGAACAUUCGAAGGUUAUUUACAUCAUAAGCAACCUACCAUGAUGAUGUUACUUCCAAGUCAACUACUAGAAACUUAUCCAGAUUUUGAACCAUCUCUUGAAAUGAAUAAAGACGUUCUUUCGACGCAUUUAGACUUUCACCAAACCUUAUUACAUCUUGCAUACGGUAAUGUUGAUGACAUGAAUCAUGAUAAAUACAAUAAAUACGUUGAUUAUUUUCUUGGAGGUUUUAGUGAAAAUACCAAAUCGGAUACACAUUUAGUUAAAACAGAUGCUGAAAUUUAUGGGCAAUCAUUCUUUAUACCAAUGUCUAAACAACGAACUUGUGACUCAUUAAACAUUCCAGGAGAAUUAUGUCCAUGUUUAGAUUUUUCGACACUCGAUUAUGAAGAUAUGGAACAAAAAGAAUUAAUUGAUAAAGCGAUGAUUAAAGGAAUGAAUUAUAUGAAUAAAUUUCUAAAAGAUAAUCACUUAGAUUUUGUAUGUAACCUAUUUCACUAUGAUGCAUCUGAUAAUAGAAGAAUCGAUGAUAAUUAUAAUUCGAUAAGUUUUAGCUCUGGAUUUUUUAAUAAGAAUUUGGCUCCUGAAUACGAGAUGUAUCAUGUAACAGUGAAAGUGAAAAAUUUUGAUUCAUUAUUAACUAUACGUACAAGCAAGAAUGAAUUAUUAUGGUCUUUAGUAGAUGAGAUUUCAAAUUUAGAAGUUUAUCAAGAUUCUGUUUCGGAACUUGAAUGGAGUAUUUGUAAAUCUAGAUUGAGAAAUGAAUUGGGAAAAUCUUUAGAUAAAGAAAUUGAAGAUGUUGCUAGACAUUUUUGUUUUUGC
This is a messenger RNA of Dentiscutata heterogama, 2226 nucleotides long. The record is from the annotation of a GenBank genome assembly. NCBI's taxonomy places the organism in Eukaryota, Fungi, Glomeromycota, Glomeromycetes, Diversisporales, Gigasporaceae.